Messenger RNA from Patiria miniata (bat star), 2241 nucleotides. RefSeq names its product kappa-type opioid receptor-like. The transcript has a single exon. Gene Ontology annotation, cellular component: plasma membrane. The coding region runs from base 869 to 2221 and encodes 450 amino acids. Gene Ontology annotation, molecular function: G protein-coupled receptor activity. Lineage: Eukaryota; Metazoa; Echinodermata; Asteroidea; Valvatida; Asterinidae. Gene Ontology annotation, biological process: G protein-coupled receptor signaling pathway. The record is from RefSeq and is a predicted model, not a curated record.
CAAGGUCAUUUUGUCAGGGUGAAAGUGACCACAAGCGUGUCAGUUUCGAUGUGAUCCACCUAUGAAAGUAUUUAAGUAGAACACUCGCUCGUGAAGAUCAUUUUGCAUUGUCUUAGCAGACACGUCGCAGUAAGUCGCCAUUAACAAAGUAUGGUGUACAAUCGACAUUGAGCCUCAAACACUGAUGCUUAUACACUUCCUCAAUUUCAACUAAACCAGCAAUCAAACUUGGUGUCACAUGCUGUCACUUGACUUAUGAGGACACACGGGACAGAUAGUUGAGUGCAGAGUCAAAUCUUCUUUUCCUAUUAAAGUUGAAGUGGUGAAAUACAGAGAACACUGGCUUCAAACAACUGUUGGUUGGAAACUGUACCCAAGUGGAACAGCAACUGCUAUUUCAGAUUGUCCUUCGUGAACUUGUUCAAAUCUUUGUUUCCUGUGUACUAUUUGAGAGGCAGACUUUUCAACGAGUGCCCAAUCUGAAAACUGGAAGGUGGCAUCGUUCGUCUGGCCAGUUGUGACCCGAUCGCGACACGGUGGCUGUCGUACAUGGACCUUGACGUUUGAUUCAGCUACAUGUACCUUGACUUUUGAUUCAGCGCUGCAUACAAGAGAGGGAGAGUUUGUUAUUUUUGCAACUGCGUUGCUGCUGAACAAACCUGCAGUUAUUCUCACCAGUCAAACUUGUCUUGCUUGAUUUUGUCGUCAUCUGGGAAUCACGCUUUUCUUCAGCCCUCCAUUCAGUGUGAGCAAACUGCUGUGUUUCUCUACCCCACAUACCGGUAUCUGUACAGUACACUGAACAAUCACAUCUACUGUUGUUGACACUGCUUAAAAUAUACAUCAGCAGGAAGACUCUGUGUCAAUCAUGUGGUUGUACCAUGAAAAUGUCACCGUCUAUGCCCAAGCUACAGCAUCCCUUGCACAGCUGGACAUUCUGGUCUGUACCUUCUUCACCUGUGUCUUCCAGAACAACAGCGACAACUGCUCCGUGGCCUAUUCCUUUCCCCAGAUGGAUCAUCCACUGAUCUGGGAUGAAACGGGACAAUCUCCCUGGGCACCGAUGAACGAAUCCUUUGAUGUACCAAGCAAUGAAAGAUACAAACUGUUCAACCACUCAUUGCAAAUCCUUGGUUUUGAGAAUCUGGCAGAGGCUGACAAGUAUGUGUAUUCCAACGCAGAGACUGUAAUGUAUGGUUUUGUCCUUCCUGUCCUCGAACUACUAGGGAUCCUAUCCAUUCUGUCUUUUUUCUUUACCCUUUGCAGAGUUCCCUCCAUGUGGAAUGUCACUAAUUUCUACUUGAGUAAUUUGGCAGUUGCAGAUUUGAUGGUCUUGAUUUCAGAGGCCACUCAUCAGCAAUGUGUGGCUUUGCCAACACAAUCUAUAUUGGAUGUAUCAUAUUUGGGGAACUCAGCCCAAGCAGUUCUUACUCUCUUAGCGUACACUGGGAGUGUGGGUGUUAUUUCAUCUAUAGCCUUUGUAACACUGCUGUCUUAUGAUAGAUAUUUUGCCAUCUGUUACCCUUUCCAACACCGUAAUCUCAAUCUGAAGCGACGGUCAAUACGAGCAGCAGUUUGCAUAUGGGUACUGUCUUUUUCCAUGAAUUUGAUUGUUUUCUUUAAUCGGUUUCUGGCCUUUAAUGUACCACCAAUCAAAUGUCUUGUUUGGCCAACUGAAGAAAAGUAUAAACAUCUAUCAGGUAAUGUGUGGGUGUAUGGGAAUAAUGAUGCAACUUUGUUGACUUUGAAUAUGGUUUUCACGUACCUGUAUUUCUGUGUAUUCUUGUUGAGUUUGAUCCUCACAGUCACUCUCAAUAUCCUCCUUAUUAAGGGACUGCAUGCAUCAAAUCCAACCGGCGAUCAGAUCCGAGGUCCGUCAAAACAUCUACGAAGAGUUACUCUGAUAAUUGGCAUCAACACAGCCGUGGUAUUUGUCUGUUUUCUGCCUCAAGCUAUAUAUUGCCUAAUUGCAAUUUUAGUGGGAAGCAGGAAAGAAGUGAAUGUAAGUGAUGAUGUGGAAUGGGGGUUGAAUCUGAUGACAGCUUGCCUCAAACUCAUGAACUCUUCCAUUAAUUCAGUCCUAUUCAAUGCAAGUAGUGGAAGGUACAGGAAGGCCUUUAAGCAAGCCUUCUGCUGCAGAAAGAGGCAGCAAGUACCAACAAACAAUAUCCCUCUGCAGACAUUACCAAGAACCAAUCCUGCUGAUCGGAUCAGAUCAUAGGAUCCAAAAGCAAAACUCCA